AUGACGGACGACUCCCCGAUCCAACGGCUCUCAGACCAUCUACUCGCGAGAAUCCUCCAUCUCGCCUCUGCACCCGGCGGGUUCCAGCACGCGCUAGUGUGCAAGAAGUGGCGCGACGCGGCGUAUCGCGUGCAGGAUGCCGUUCAGCUGCGCGCCAACCGUCGCAUGGACGCGCGCCGACUGCUCUCCGAGCUCUCGGCAUUCCCGAGGCUCACAGAACUCAUCCUGUCGGAUCGGAGCCUGAUAUCAAUUCCCGAUGGUUUCCUCUCGACGCUGGGCGCCGCGCAUCCCGGGCUGAUCAAGUUUCACUUCCGAACCAUGUUCGAUACCGUUGCGCGCAUCGAAUGCUUCACGGAGGAAGGUCUUUCGCGCUUCUUCCAGAGAUGCACGCGCCUCGAGGUCCUCUAUCUCGAGUCCCCGCCGUGUCUGCCCGCCAUUCCCGCCGCCAUCGGCGCCCUCGCUUGUCUCGCUCACCUGCACCUCGCGGCGCACGCGCACCGCCUCCCGGACGCCUUCACGUGCUUGCGCGCGCUGCUCACGUGCGUACUGCACAUGCCCGCCCUGCAACAGCUGCCUCUGGGCUUCGGCAGCCUCACGUCCCUCCAGUCCUUGCACCUCGAUGCGUGUCAAUGUCUCUCCUCACUCCCGGAAUCCGUUGGGGAGCUCACUAACCUAGACCGCCUGUCCAUCAGCGGCUGCAGCAGCUUCCGCCUGCCGGAGUCCUUCCCUGCGCUGGCAUCGCUCAGGGAGUUGAAGGUGAAGCGUUGCGAGGCGCUCUCCCCAAUACCGGAUGAUGUCGGGCGGCUGCAGGCGCUUGAGAGCGUGGUGUUGGAGGACGUGGGUGGCAUCGCAGGCCUUCCUGAGUCCUUGGGGUACCUGCAGCGCCUGCACUCCCUUUCCAUCGACGGCUGCCACGACCUCUCGUCUCUGCCCACCUCCCUGCCCGGCCUAUCAUCACUCGCACAUCUCCACCUCAACGCGUCGAAACUCUCGGCACUGCCAGAUGUCUUCGGGUGGGCCUCGAACCUCCGAUCUUUUAGCUUAUUCGCCGGCAGCUUCACACUCCUGCCUGACUCCUUACCUCUCGCCGCGGCCCUGCAGCAGCUGGCGCUUCACAAUCUGCACUCGCUCACGGCUCUUCCUCGCGACUUGGGAAAGCUCACGAGCCUGCGGGAGCUGGAGAUUGUGGAGUGCAGCGAGCUGGUGGGGCUGCCCGCCUCGCUGUGCCUGCUCUCGUCCCUCACACGCCUCACACUCACUGAAUGCCCUGCACUGGCAGCGCUACCACAAGCCAUGGGCCUUGGCCUGCACAGUCUACAAGAGCUCACUCUCGACUGCAAGAACAUCACCCACCUGCCUCCGUCAUUCUUCAGCCCGACCUCGCUUGAACAGCUAGGCAUGUUUCACCUGGCGUGCGUGAGAGGGCCCCUGCCAGACAGCUUCAGCCGCUUCACACGGCUGAGGGAGCUCUCUCUCGUUGCCAUGCCGCACCUCACCGCCCUCCCGGCGUCGCUGGCUGCCCUCGCCCCCACGCUCACCAGCCUGCGGGUGGACGGCUGCAGCGAGCUGAGGGACGUGGCGGAGGGGCUCAGCCGGCUGACAAUGCUUGAGUCGCUCACCAUCACGCAUUUAGAUAGCUUGAGAUCACUCCCGCGGUCGCUGCUUGAGCUGCCCGGGCUGCGGGAAGUAGUGGUGGAUGAGUGCAGUGAAUCAGGCAAGACCACUAGCGGUGUAUCUUGGUCCUUCUCUCACCCUUUUUCAUCUCCUACCCGUUGCUGCCCUGCUCUGCCUCCCUACAUUCCCUCUGAUCCUCUCCUCCCCCUCUUCUCCUCUCCCUUUGUCUCCCCUCGUCCCUGUCCCUGUGCUCCCCUUUCUUCCCUUUCCAUCCCUCCCCCUGUCCUUCUGCUGGAUAUGGUGCGGCACUCGAGCCCUCGUCGGUUGGUGAUGGGGCGACUCGAGUAUGCAGCCGACGAGGAAGAUCGCGAUCAAGCGGCUCGAAGAGAGAGUAGCGACGAGGACGAGGAGCCAAGGGCGCAGGAGGAGGGGGCGGAGGAAAAUAGGGGUUCAGGGGAUGAGGAGAGCGAUGACGAGUUGGGGCAUGAACGGGCAGCUGCGAUUGAAGUCGGUGUUGUAAUGGGAGAAAUGGCGGGAGAAGACGAUAACGAGGAUGACGAUAACGAUUCGGACGAUGCGCCCGAGGAGUUCACUCUGUCGCAGGUGCCCGCCCACCAUCGCCGUCUCUCCGUCCGCCCGUCGCUGCUUUCCGUCUUUUCCUCUCUUCGCGCCACUGCUUCUGAACUGAUUUGCGCAUCACUGCGUAAAAUUUCCAAACCCGAAACCUUCGCUGUGCCGCUCCUCUCUCCCCGCCCUACCAGGGACGCGAGCGGGUGUCGCAGCAGCGCCAACAGGAGGCGGAAGCCCGCCGCAUCUCUUCCCCUCCGCCGUUGUGACCCGCUGUAUUGCGUUGCUCAUUCCGAUCCUCUACACGCCGCCCCACCUCGCAGGGUCGCCAAGGCUGACAGAGAGGUUCGGCAAAAGCGAGCAGGCUUGGUAGCGAAGGGAGAGGAGGGGGAGGGAGAGGGAGAGGGCGAGGAGCGGCGGGGCAAGGAGGCGGAGAGGAAGGCGAAGCGCAGGCGCGAGCUGGAGGGACGCGCGGAGAGGCGCACGCGGCGAAAGGGCGCGGCGGAGGGGGGAGACGAGGCGGCGGGGUCGCUGGUACCCGCAGAGGCGAGGGGCGGUGCUCGGGAGGAGGGGAUGGUGGGGGGUGCGGGUGCGGGCGAGGAGGAGGGGGAGGGCGCGGUGGAGGGGGGCGCGGUGGAGGGGGGCGCGGUGGAGGGGGGCGCAGUGGAGGGGGGCGACUUUCUUCCCGCGGACGUGAUUGCUGCCGUCACACGGCGCCAGCACACCAGGUCGGACGGGGCGAUAGUCAUCCAGGCAGGCGCGCCGGCACCGGAGGGCGAGGAGGCAGCGCGGGCCAUCAUGCGCGCCGCGCAGAGCUUUCGGCACGGGGUGCUGUUUGGGCGGCGGCAGCGAUCACUUGCAGCGCUGGGGUUUGUGGACCCCACGGCGCUCAAGGUGCCCGGGCAGUGGCGCGCCCACAAGCAUCUUGUGGCGGGGGGUGUGGGGGGAGCGGGCGUGCAGGGGGGUGUGGGGGCACGGAAGGGAGGCGGCAAGCGCAACGGGAGGGGCCGUGGUGGUGCUAGGCGGUGA
Messenger RNA from Closterium sp. Naga37s-1, 3210 nucleotides. The record is from the annotation of a GenBank genome assembly. Lineage: Eukaryota; Viridiplantae; Streptophyta; Zygnematophyceae; Desmidiales; Closteriaceae.